Trifolium pratense (red clover) is the source of this 4146-nucleotide messenger RNA. RefSeq lists its product as uncharacterized. The transcript is spliced from 8 exons. NCBI's taxonomy places the organism in Eukaryota, Viridiplantae, Streptophyta, Magnoliopsida, Fabales, Fabaceae. The record is from RefSeq and is a predicted model, not a curated record. Gene Ontology annotation, molecular function: DNA helicase activity. Gene Ontology annotation, biological process: DNA repair; telomere maintenance. The coding region runs from base 1 to 4146 and encodes 1381 amino acids.
AUGAGUUUCAACAAGACUCCAAUAUAUCUUCAAGCAGUGAAGAAGAUGCUUAUGAAAGUUGCACAGAUAGUGACACAGAUCAAGAUGAUGCUGUUGAAUGCAUUACCUUAUCUGCAGCUAAUUCUCCACAAGGUUGAUUAUGGUUAUUCGGACAUUGGUGAUCCUCUACAUGAAUGUCAAUCAUGCGGAGCUCAAAUGUGGUAUCAAGAGAGACGCGCAAAAUCCAGACAUGCCGUAGAACCAACUUUCCAAAUUUGUUGUGGUAAUGGAAAAGUUCAAUUGCCAUUCCUAAAACAUCCACCUCAAUGUCUGCAAAAACUAUUGUUUGACAAUAUUUCCAAACAAAGUAAAAGCUUUCAGCAAAAUAUAAGGAUGUACAAUUCAAUGUUUUCUUUCACCUCACCUGGAAUGAAGUUUGAUAAAAAAAACCAACAAGAAUGGGGUAACAAAGCUAUUGAUCCUGAAAUUGUGACCAGCUUGUCCUCAAUGCUUGAUCAACACAAUGUCCAUGCUAAAGUUUUUCGAAUGGCAAGAGAUAAAUUAAAGAAGACUGAUGGAAGGAUAUAUAAUCAUCCCACUGUUUCUGAAGUAGCAGCUCUCAUUGUUGGUGAUGUUGAUGCUGGAGAUACAAGAGAUCUAAUAAUAGAACAACGUAGUGGAAAACUUGAAAGAAUCAAUGAAUUCCAUUCAACAUACCUUGGAUAUCAAUAUCCUCUACUAUUUCCAUAUGGAGAGGAUGGAUAUAGACGUGGAACACUACAUAAAGAAAGGCCCGAUGUCAUAAUUACAAGGAGAAAUCGACUCAGAAUCAUGGAUUGGCUAUCUUUUCGAAUCCAAAUGAGAAAAGCAGAGGCUCAAACUCUAAUUUCUUCCAGAAGACUUUUCCAACAAUUUUUAGUUGAUGGUUUCUCAAUGAUGGAAGCUGAAAGGUUAUCAUUCAUUAGAAACAAUCAAUCUACCUUAAGAGUAAGUAAAUAUCAAAAACUUCAUGCUGCUGAAGGAACAGAUGGGAAAACUGGUAAAAGAGUUGUAUUGCCUUCAACUUUUGUUGGUAGCAAAAGAUACAUGGACCAGUUAUAUUUUGAUGGUAUGGCCAUAUCUGCAGCAGUUGGUUUCCCUGAUUUGUUCAUAACCUUUACAUGCAAUCCAAAUUGGCCAGAAAUUCUUAGAUUACUUGACAGCAAACAUUUAAAACCUCAUGAUCGUCCAGAUAUCAUAGCUAGAGUUUUUAAAAUCAAAUUUAAUGAAUUGCUCAAAGAUCUUACCAAGAAUCAUGUCCUCGGAAGAGUAAUGGCAUAUUUGUACACUAUUGAAUUUCAAAAAAGAGGUUUGCCACAUGCUCACAUUUUACUAUUCCUUCACCCAUCAAGCAAGUUUCCAACUCCUGAUGAUAUUAACACCAUUAUCUCAGCUGAAAUUCCAGAUCAGUCAACACAGCAGGAAUUGUAUCAAUUGGUCAAACAUCAUAUGAUUCAUGGCCCUUGCGGUAUAACACAUACCUCUUCACCUUGCAUGCAACAAACUGGCAAAUGUUCAAAGUAUUAUCCCAAAAAAUUUGUUGAAAAAACUAUUGUUGAUCAAGAUGGUUAUCCGAUUUAUAGAAGAAGAUCAAAUGGUCAUACUAUAACAAAAAGUGGAGUAACAAUGGACAAUAGAAAUGUUGUCCCUUACAAUGCUUUUUUGUUGUUGAAAUAUCAAGCACACAUCAAUAUGGAAUGGUGUAACCAAUGUACCUCAAUCAAAUAUCUCUUCAAAUACAUACACAAAGGAUAUGAUAGGAUCACAACAUCUCUUUCUCCCUCCCUUCAGCGAAAGAGUAAGAAAAAUGAAGAAAUUGAUGAAGUCAAAGAAUACAUUGAUUGUAGAUAUGUAUCUCCAUGUGAAGCAUGUUGGAGAAUUUUUUCUUUUCCUAUCCAUGGUAGGAAACCUGCAGUUGAAAGAUUAUUCUAUCACUUAGAAGGACAUAAUUCUGUUUAUUUUCAAGAUUAUGAAAAUCUUGAUGAUGUUCUUCUUAAACCAAGCGUCACCGAAUCAAUGUUUACAUCAUGGUUAGAAGCAAACAAAACAUUCCCAGAGGCAAGAACUCUUACAUAUGGUCAAUUUGUCUCUAAGUUUGUUUAUGUCAGGAAGUCUAGAAAGUGGAAGCUAAGAAAAAGAGGAUACACAAUUGGAAGAUUAAUUUGGGUUCCUCCAAGUACUGGUGAACUCUACUAUUUUAGAAUGAUGUUGGCAAUUGUAAAGGGACCAACAUGUUAUGAUGAUAUCAAAAAAAUUAGGAACACCCAAUACUUUACCUACAGAGAUGCUUGCUUUGCCAUGGGAUUUCUUGAAGAUGAUAGACAGUACAUCCAAGCUAUAAAGGAAGCUAAAGAUUGGGAUUCCGGCCAUUUUUUGAGAAAGCUUUUUGUCAUUAUACUACUUGCAAAAACAAUGAAUCGUCCUAGACAUUAUAUGCAAACUCAUUUACUUUGUUUCAUACAAAACGCAAAACUCCGGUUAACCGAAGCACAGCUUGAAAAUUUGACUCUAAUUGAGAUUGAAAAAUACUUAGAAGCCAACAUAAAAAGCUUGACAGAUUUUCCAUGUCUUCCAUUUCCAAAUGACUAUGUCACAGCAGAAUUGGGAAAUAGACUAAUUUAUGAUGAGCUCAAUUAUGAUGUUCAUCAACAAAGAGAGGAAUUUCUACAAUUGUAUCAGUCACUUACAGAUGAACAAAGAAGCAUAUACGAAACAAUAAUGAAGGCAGUGAGAAAACAAGAAGGAGGUGUAUUUUUCUUACAUGGUUAUGGAGGAACAGGUAAAACAUAUAUGUGGAGAACACUUGCUUCGUCCCUCAGAUCAAAAUCACAAAUUGUUUUGACCGUUGCCAGCAGUGGAAUAGCAUCAUUGUUAUUACCUGGAGGAAGAACCGCACAUUCAAAGUUUAAGAUUCCGGUUCCAACUUUAGAUAAUGCUACAUGCAAUAUAGAACACAAUGAUGAUCAGGCAGGACUUCUGAAACAAACCAAACUCAUCAUAUGGGAUGAAGCUCCAAUGGCACAUAGGUUUACUUUUGAAGCACUUGAAAGAACACUGCGAGAUGUUAUGAGUUCCUUUUCAAACAGUAAAAGAAUUUUCGGUGGAAAGGUUAUAGUUUUUGGAGGCGACUUUAGACAAAUACUUCCAGUGGUACCAAGAGGUUAUCGUUCAGAUAUUGUACAUGCCACCAUCAAUUCCUCAAAGAUCUGGGACCACUGCAAAGUUUUUACUUUAACUCAAAAUAUGAGGUUGAAAAAAAACGGAAACGAUCAUGAAAUAGCCAAUUUCUCUAAGUGGCUAUUAAAAGUAGGAGAAGUCAGACUAUCAGAGCCAAAUGAUGGGUAUGCUGAUGUAGAUAUUCCAAAGGAGCUGCCAAUUCUUGAUUAUGAUGAUCCCAUUCCUGCUAUAGUUCAAAGUACUUAUCCAAACUUGGUCGAUCAAUACAAAUGUCCAAAUUAUUUGCAAGCAAGAGCAAUUCUAGCAUCCACAAUUGAAGUUGUCGAACAGAUCAACACAUAUGUUUUGAGCUUGAUACCAGGUGAUGCUCAAGAUUUUUACAGAUGUGACUCAAUCGAUCGUGCCGAUGUUAAUGAUUGUGAGAUAUUUGAGACCCUGACACCUGAAUUUCUAAAUUCUCUUAAAACAUCUGGAUUACCAAAUCACAAAAUCAGUUUGAAAAUUGGAACACCGAUAAUGCUCAUGAGAAAUCUUGAUCAAUCAGAAGGCUUAUGUAAUGGUACUAGAAUGAUAGUAACAAGACUUGCAAAUCAUGUCAUUGAGGCAAAAAUUAUAAGUGGAAGACAUCUUGGAAACACAAUGUAUAUUCCACGAAUCAAAAUGUCACCAUCACAAUCACCAUGGCCGUUUAAGCUAAACAGAAUACAAUUUCCAAUUAUAGUCUCAUAUGCAAUGACCAUAAAUAAAUCACAAGGUCAGUCAUUGGAUUAUGUUGGACUAUACUUGCCAAAGGAUGUCUUCAGUCAUGGUCAAUUGUAUGUGGCAAUGUCAAGGGUUACCACUAAAAAAGGUUUGAAGAUCUUGAUAUAUGAUAAAGAUAAAAAAGCAGAUAACAUUUUUCCAACUUCAACUACUAAUAUUGUUUUCAAAGAGGUUUUUGAAAACCUUUAG